GUCGUCAGAGACCAGCAAUCAAAAACUCCAAGUUUGGUAUUUGAAUAUGUAAACAGCACAGAUUUCAAAGUCCUCUAUCCAACAUUUACAGACUAUGAUAUCCGGUUCUAUAUUUAUGAACUUCUUAAGGCAUUGGAUUACUGUCAUUCCCAAGGAAUUAUGCAUCGUGAUGUCAAGCCUCACAAUGUUAUGAUUGACCACGAGCUUCGCAAGCUUCGCUUGAUUGAUUGGGGACUUGCUGAGUUUUACUUUCCUGAGAAGGAGUACAAUGUUCGUGUUGCUUCGAGGUAUUUUAAGGGGCCUGAAUUGCUUGUUGAUUUCCAAGGGUAUGACUACUCUUUGGAUAUGUGGAGCCUUGGCUGUAUGUUUGCUGGAAUGAUAUUCCGCAAGGAACCAUUCUUCUAUGGUCACGACAACCACGACCAGCUUUUCAAAAUAGCCAAGGUUCUAGGUACAGAUGAACUUAAUGCUUAUUUGGUAAAAUACAGAAUUGUGCUUGAUCCUCAGCUAGAGGCACUGAUUGGGAGGCAUAACAGGAAACCUUGGUCUAAGUUUGUGAAUGCUGAAAAUAGGCAUCUCGUGUCCGAAGAGGCCAUCGACUUUCUUGAUAAACUUCUUCGCUUUGACCAUCAAGAUAGGCUUACAGCCGAAGAAGCCAUGGCGCAUGAGUACUUUCAUCAGGUGAGGGCAGCAGAAAACAGCAGGGGGAGAACGUAGCCAAGAGCCCAAGAGAGCCAAGAGAAUUGAGACGCGAAAGCUGCUUCUGUUGAACAGUCGUGGAAUUAGAUCCAUCUAGCAUCGAAUUGAUGCAGAAGUUGAUUACUUGACCUGAUGGUUGGGAUGCUGUCAUGAAUCUCUGAUUGGCUCCUGAAAUUUUCUUUAUUUUCUUUAUUACUUGGAAGUUUAAACCGCGAGUCUACAAAACAGACAGGCUACGCGUUGUCAUGACUUGAUGAUUAGUUUUUAUGCAACUAAAAGUUCUUGA
This is a messenger RNA of Triticum urartu, 985 nucleotides long. NCBI's taxonomy places the organism in Eukaryota, Viridiplantae, Streptophyta, Magnoliopsida, Poales, Poaceae. The record is from RefSeq and is a predicted model, not a curated record.